UGGCAAGAAGUGGUAUCGGAUAUCAAGCGGCUCGUUGAAGAAGAGCACGAAAAACGUGAACUCGAAGAGAAACUGAAGAAGCGUAUGCACUUCUUCAAAAAAGCCGCCACCGCAUAUGAGGAGGGCAAGCAGUCGAGAAGGAAGUCAGGGAAAAGAAGUUUGUCCAAACUGCAUCAUCUCGAAAAUGUGCUGAAGCACGAGCACUACGACCAAAUGGAAUUGAUGAAAAGGGAAUUUAGGAAACGAAAGGAGUCUUCGAAACCCUUCGAUCAGGCGGUUGCUGAACCGAUCAUGCUUGUAAGAGAAGGAGCCAAGCUGGCUAUGAUGUUAGCGGGCCAGAACGCUUCUGGCUUCGAAGACAAGACAGUGAAGAUGAUAAGUCCAAGAAUCAUGAGUCUUCUACCGGAAGAUGAAAACACCAAAACAAAGGAGGUGAACGUGUUUUCUCCAUCGCUAUUCUCCCUACACAAUCAAGGAAAUGGUAUAGAAAAAUUGACAUCGUUACCAAAUUUACUUAAUCUCACCGGCUUACUGGAUAAUCGUGAUCAACAAGACUGGAUGGACUUCGUGAUUGAGACGUCGGGUGCUGGUGAUGUGCUCGAAAAGGCCAAGGAGAAAAAAGCAAACCAAACAGCGAGUAACGACGUGAGACGAAUUCGUGGACCAGACGGUCAACCUAUCUAUCUAACGAAGAAAAAUGUGACCAAAUUGUUUGGAAAGGAACAGACGUCCAGGAUAGAAGUCUUCGAACAACUUCAAAAGUCGUUCACUCCUAUGCAGGCCGCUUUGAUUGUGCAAUAG
This is a messenger RNA of Haemonchus placei, 801 nucleotides long. NCBI's taxonomy places the organism in Eukaryota, Metazoa, Nematoda, Chromadorea, Rhabditida, Trichostrongylidae. The record is from the annotation of a GenBank genome assembly.